Cyclopterus lumpus (lumpfish) is the source of this 2454-nucleotide messenger RNA. It is a transcript of the gene l2hgdh, whose product is annotated as L-2-hydroxyglutarate dehydrogenase. The record is from RefSeq and is a predicted model, not a curated record. Gene Ontology annotation, molecular function: (S)-2-hydroxyglutarate dehydrogenase activity; (S)-2-hydroxy-acid oxidase activity. Lineage: Eukaryota; Metazoa; Chordata; Actinopteri; Perciformes; Cyclopteridae. The coding region runs from base 142 to 1479 and encodes 445 amino acids. The transcript has 10 exons.
UACUUUUGAACGAUUUAGCAGCGCGAUGGGAGGUUUGCAGCCGCGACAGGGAGGAGGAAACACGAAACACAACUCAAGGAAGUCUUCGCGUCAUUUGUACAAUGAAGAGGCGAGUGUGAGGAGCUUCCGGACGCUGUGACAAUGAUCCGGACACUCAGCGGGGCGACUGUGAAGGCUGCCGGGGCGGCGCGGCCGACACGGGGCGUUACAACGAGACGGCUGCACAGCGCGUAUGACGUGGCUGUAGUGGGCGGUGGCAUCGUCGGCCUGGCAACAGUCAGAGAGCUAAUUCUGCGACACCCGUCCCUCCGCUUCAUCCUGCUGGAGAAAGAAAAAGAGCUCGCUGUGCACCAGAGUGGGCACAACAGUGGAGUCAUUCACAGCGGGAUCUACUACACGCCGGGGUCGCUGAAGGCCCGUCUGUGUGUGCGAGGAGCCACUUUGGCCUACGAGUACUGCGACAAGAAAGGACUCCCGUACAAGAAAUGCGGAAAGCUUAUCGUGGCUGUGGAGCAAGAGCAGAUACCCCGACUGCACGCUCUGUACGAACGCGGCAUGAAGAACAACGUGCCCGACCUCAGCAUUAUCGACGCCAAGGGAAUCCGAGAGCGAGAGCCAUACUGCAGGGGUAUCAUGGCCUUGGACUCGCCUUACACCGGCAUUGUGGACUGGAGGAUGGUGGCUCUCAGGUACGGGCAAGACUUUGAGGAGGCGGGCGGCACGGUGGUGACUGAAUCCGAGGUCAAUGACAUCGCCACGGUCACGGAGAGCCCAGCUGGGAGUACUGAAGGAAUGAAAUAUCCAAUUGCAAUCAGAGACAAAAAGGGCAACGAGGUGCGGUGCCGCUACGUCCUCACCUGCGGCGGCCUGUACUCUGACCGGCUGUCACAGAUAUCUGGAUGCAGUCGGGAGCCUCGGAUCGUCCCCUUCAGAGGAGAUUACUUGGUGUUGAAGCCGGAGAAACACUAUCUGGUCAAGGGGAACAUCUACCCUGUCCCCGACCCUCGUUUCCCCUUCCUUGGAGUUCACUUCACCCCGAGGAUGGAUGGAAGCGUUUGGCUCGGCCCCAACGCAGUCCUCGCCUUCAAGCGGGAGGGUUACAAAGUCUACGACUUCAAUGUUCGAGACUUUGUAGAUGCGCUCUCGUUCAGGGGCCUUCAGAAGCUGGUAUUGAAGAACAUAACCUACGGGAUUGGAGAAAUGUACAGAGGGGUUUUCAUCGGUGCGCAGGUUAAAAUCCUGCAGAAGUACAUCCCUGAACUCUCGCUGAGCGACGUAAUCAGGGGUCCUGCGGGGGUUCGAGCUCAGGCUCUCGACCGGGACGGAAACCUCGUGGACGACUUUGUGUUUGACGGCGGGGUCGGGGACGUGGGCAGUCGGGUGCUCCACGUGCGGAACGCUCCCUCGCCGGCGGCCACCUCCUCCCUCGCCAUCGGUGAAAUGGUUGCGGACGAGGUGGAGAGUCGCUUCGCGCUGUAGAGCAACGCGGCGACGGCAGAAGGAAGGAACGGAAACUCCAAAUAUUCCAGCAUGAGGCGGCGAAGGGAGACCGUGUUGCAUCGAGCUGUCGCCAUGGAGACAUUUCCUUUCAGGUCCAUCCUUUUAUUUAGGAGGAUAAAGUACUAUAACUUUGACUUGAUCACAUUUUUUUACUUGAUGCAUCUUACUUUCAUGACACUACAUUUCAAGUCAUAAAAUAUAUUUUUUUUUCUGCACUACAUUACUGUUUUAAAAAAAAAUUAUUCAGCUACAAUAAUAUUUUUGUAAUAUGAACAUACCUUUUUACAGAUUGACCUUUUUAAAAUAUUUUGUGUGUGUGUGUGUGUGUGUGCAUGUGUGUGUGUGUGCGCCUGCCAAAACUGGUUUUGGAGAAAUAAAUCUCCCAAAGAUUAUUUUACAAAGAAAAAAGCAGAUGAAUUGUUUUCCCCCCAAAAAAUGGUAUCAUUAAAUGUAAAAACUGGAUGAUCGUUGAGAGUUUUGUGCCGACAAUCAGUUUGAGAAAGGUGGGGGUCGUUUUUUCAAGAUUGUUGAAACUAGUUUAUGAAGAACUGGGUUGUUGUUGUUUUUUACUUUGGACAGUUUUUUUCUGCCAAAUACUGUAAACAUAAAAAAAAAAAUGUUGAAUCAAAUCACCAGCAAAUAUUUCACUCUGUCAAAUUUACUAGUUAACACUUAAUAGUGAACACUUUAUUGAGUUUUCCGUUGUCUUUUAUACUUCAAGUUUUCUACUUUUCUGGGUGCUGUUUAAUUAAAAGCAGUCCCAUUAAUUCCUGAAAGAAGCACCGUUUCAGUUUGUCCACAAGGGGGCAGACUCACAGCAACCAAUGUCCUGUAUGAGCCACAAUGUCCGCUUAAAACAAUAAUUUGAUGGCAUUGAUCAAGCUAAAUGUUUUUUUAAUGUUUUUAUUGGAAAUUAUUGUACGAUUAUAAAAAUAAAGGAUUAAUUUGCAUCAA